AUGUCGUCCAACGAUGACAGAAAGUGCGCGCCAGAAUUAACCACGUAUUACCAGUGCCUCAGCACGAGUAAACGAGAUUUGUCGAAGUGCCAAAACCAGGAGUCGGAACUGAGGAAGUGUUCAAGCACGGAUCCCGAAAAUAACUAUUGUUUAAAUGAACUGGUGGAUUUAUUUCACUGCACAAGGAAUCCUGACACCAAUGGUUGCGCCAAGCAGUUUGUGACGUUCAGGGAGUGUAACAGGCCGGGCGGCCCCGAAAUCAUAAUCAAGGACAACAUGUACAGCGUUAGCCCGAAGCACCUCGAUAAAUACAACUUAAACUCGGAGGUCAUUUGUCCGGUGAAGCCUCCCAAUCGUAGCUGCACAGUGGCCAAGAAGGUUCUGGACAGAAUGAGGGAGGCAUGCGGAUUCAAGAACUUCGAGGAGAAGUUCACACCGCAAGUUAAAUCAUAG
Molecule: messenger RNA, 453 nt
Organism: Theileria orientalis strain Shintoku
Lineage: Eukaryota; Apicomplexa; Aconoidasida; Piroplasmida; Theileriidae
Exons: 4
Coding region: 1-453 (150 amino acids)
Source: RefSeq, a predicted model, not a curated record